UCCGCUUCAUAACGCUCCGCUCGCGAUGGAUCUUCCGAUAAUGUCCCAGGUGGAGAGCAUCGCCCAGCGCUUUGCGUCGUUGAAAUCUUCCGUUGGUCCGGAAGGUGACGGCGUGGAAGCUGUGGCGCCGGUCAAGAAACUCAGCGGUUUGGAAGAUCCCAACAACAACAGCAAUUGUGAGGUUCGCGGGAAGACUGCUCUGGACGUCGAGGACGAGGGACAACCACCGUACGAGAUCCGUCCGUUUUACGAUGGGAAGAGCAUUUUUGUGACCGGUGGAACGGGCUUUUUGGGCAAGGUUCUGAUCGAGAAGCUGCUGAGGAGUUGCGAUGGCGUCAGGAACAUCUACGUGCUGCUCCGCCCGAAGCGGGGUUUGACCAGUGAGCAGCGCUAUCGGGAGUUUGUGAAGCAUCCGGUGUUUGAUCGGCUGAGGGUGAAGAUGCCCUUUGUGCUGGACAAGAUGGUUUGCAUUGGUGGUGACAUUACGUUACCGCUAUUGGGACUGUCCGAGAAGGAUCGCCAGCUGCUGGUGGAGAACGUGAACAUCGUGUUCCACGUGGCCGCAACGGUUCGGUUCAACGAGGGACUGAAGGAGGCUGCCGUGCUGAACGCCAUCGGGACGCAGCAGAUUCUGGAGUUGUGCGUCAAGAUGUUCCACUUGCAGAGCGUAGUCCACGUCUCGACCGCCUACAGCAAUCCGAACAGGAAGGUCGUCGACGAGGUGGUCUACCAGCCGACGAUGAACGCCGAGUCGUUCAUCCAGUGCGUCAACAUCCUGCCGGGGGAUGUGAUCAACGCGCUGUCCGGCAAGCUGCAGGGAACGCACCCGAACACGUACACGUUGACCAAGUCCAUCGCGGAGCAGCUGGUGUCGGAGUACAGCAACCAGCUGCCCAUCUGCAUCGUGCGGCCGUCCAUCGUGACGGGGGCGCUGCGGGAGCCGUUCCCAGGGUGGAUCGAUAACGUGUACGGGAUUACAGGUAUCAUGAUGGAGAUCGGACGCGGCACAAUCAGCAGUAUCAUGUGCGACCAAAAGUGCGUCAUGGACGUCAUUCCGGUGGACAUCGUGUGCAACACCCUGAUCGCAGCCGCCUGGGAAAACGCCAUGACCAUCUCCAACCCGAUUCGCGUCUACAACUGCACCUCCGGCUCGGUCAACCCCAUCAAGUGGUACAAGUACGGCGAAAUCACACAAAAGUACGCCGUCAAGAACCCCACCAAGUACGUGAUGCUCUACCCGGGCUUCCAGUACCGCACGAACCGCGUCGUCCACAAGAUCGUCGAGCUGUUUCUGCACUUCCUGCCGGCGUACUUCUUCGAUCUGAUUCUGCGCGCCCAGGGCUCGAAGCCGAUCAUGGCGAAGAUCGCCAAGCGCUUCCAGAAGGCGGCGGACACGGGUGAGUUCUUCGCGAUGCACGAGUGGACCUUUGAGGUGCCGAACUUGAAGCGGCUGACGCGGAAGGUUCACGGCGCACGGGAUGGGGCUGAGUUUGAUAUGGACAUGGCCGGCAUGAGCUGGGACGCGUACCUGGAGCAGUACAUGCUCGGCAUCCGGAAGUACGUGCUGAAGGACGACCUGGACAGCAUGGAGCAGGCGCGGAGCAAGCUGCGGAAGCUGUACUGGAUCAAGCGGCUGCUGCAGGUCGGGGUGCUGUUUCUGCUGUACCAGUUGUGCGUGAAGAGGUGGUUGUUUUGAGGGGGUUGGUCAUCAUCGUGUUGGGUAAGAGAUGGAUGUGUGUGUUUCUUAUUGUGUUUGAAACAUUUUUAUUGUUUGCGAUUAUAUAGCUAAGUGUUAGAGUUAUGUACCUUACUUAAGGUUAGACUUAUUUGCGUACACUAUGGCUGUAUUGUAUGGCAGAAUCGAAUUUAAUCAUAAAAUACACGUUUUCAUAUUAUUAGUUUGAGACAAUAAACUAACCAAGAAUGUUAAACUUGUUUUAUUUGAUCUAGUGGUAACGAAGACCUAAGAAAAAAAAAAUCAAAACUAUUUUGAAUAACUCAUAA
Culex pipiens pallens (northern house mosquito) is the source of this 2004-nucleotide messenger RNA. RefSeq names its product putative fatty acyl-CoA reductase CG5065. Bases 26 to 1696 code for a protein of 556 amino acids. Gene Ontology annotation, cellular component: peroxisome. Gene Ontology annotation, molecular function: alcohol-forming very long-chain fatty acyl-CoA reductase (NADP+) activity. Gene Ontology annotation, biological process: long-chain fatty-acyl-CoA metabolic process. The transcript has 4 exons. Lineage: Eukaryota; Metazoa; Arthropoda; Insecta; Diptera; Culicidae. The record is from RefSeq and is a predicted model, not a curated record.